AUGAAAUAUGAGAAAAAAAUUUGGAACAACGAUAAGGGGAAAAAAAGAAGUGAGAAGUUUCCGAACGAGGACAGCUACGGUAGGGGGAAAAGCAGGAGGUAUGGCAAACAUGACGAGGGAGCAGCAGCAGCAGCAGGAGUAGCAGCAGCUGGAGGGUUUAACAACAAGCCGUACCACCACGAAAAGCGGCGUAGCGAACAAAUGCAUAGUAACAUGCAGCAGGGAGACGAGUUCAAUUCGGAAAGGCCCACUUACACUUCCGCUUCGUCCAAUUUUAAGAGAAGCAGUAACUAUGAAGUGAAAAAUAAAGUGCUAGACAAGUGGGGCCACCGAAAUAGCCAGUACAUGCCACCCCCAUAUAAGAGGGGGGCGAUGAAUCAAAAGGCGAACGUCCCGGGUGGAAUGAAAAACAAUCAUGCUCGUUAUCACAAGAAGUACGUAAGAAAUGGUGGAGAAAGGGGGUCUAAAUUUAGUGCUUAUGGAAGUGGCGAUCACAACGUGAAUGCCAACUUUGAUGAGGAGGAGCGCCCGCCGAAUGAAGACCAUUACGACUACGCGGAUGAUUAUUACAACAGUGAUGCGCACUAUGCGGAAGACGGCCGCCGUAGGGGGGGUCACUACGGGGAUGGUGGCGACAAUCACUACGGCGAUCCAGAUGGCUAUUACGAUGGUCGCGACAAUCACUACGGCGAUCCAGAUGGCUAUUACGAGGAUCGAGGUAACCAUUACGACGAUCGGGGCAACCAUUACGACGAUCGAGGUAACCAUUAUGACGAUCGGGGCAACCAUUACGACGAUCGGGGCAACCAUUACGACGAUCGGGGCAACCAUUACGAUGGUCGAGACAACCAUUAUGACCAGCGAGAGGACUAUCACAACGAUCGCGACGGUCAGCGGGAGCACAGCCGGUACGCUGAUAGCUACAGCAGGAACUACAACCACGGCAGCUACAACCCCAACGGCAAUGACGGCAACAUUCGGCAGGCGCGCAAAAACAGCCGUGCGUACGAGGACAGCCCGGGCGAUAACUACGCCCACAGUUACGACGAAAAUUAUGGCGCGAGUUGCGGAGACCAUCAAAGCAAUCUCGCCAGUGGGGAAUCUAGAAAGGCCAAUAUAAACCAGGAGCUGAGCAACCUGCAUAGGAAUCUGCACAAUUUGCUUUUCUCCCCUGCCAAAACGGACGACGAGAAAGGUCCCAACGAAACGAACACCACGUCGCACAACAAGGAGUGUAACGAGAGCGUGUUGAACCAGCUGUCCAUUCUGCGGAACAUUCCGUUUAAUGUGAAGCAUUCGGAUGGCGAAGGCGACGCGGGAGGUGGCAUGGAAGGCGGCACGAAAGGCGGCAUGGAAGGCGGCACGAAAGGCGGCAUGGAAGGCGGCACGAAAGGUGGCAUGAAAGGCGGCACGAAAGGCGGCACGAAAGGCGGCACCGAACGCGGAAGAGAUGGUGGGCUUCCUAACGACGAGUUCGAUGGCGGGGUCAGCGGCCGACGUAGCCCUGACGCGCAGCAGAAAAAAAGCAGCCAGAGCAGCAAGACAGCCAUGAUACUGGACGAUUUGAAGAAGUGCCUCUACAGUAGUGGCAGUCAGGAGUCGAAGAAGACACCCCCCGUGGGGGGCAAUAUGAGCAUGUCACGCGUACCGAACCGGGAUGAGGGGGAGUCCCAAACGGACAGGAGGUACCACUCAAACGGAUACCUACUUAAUGACGAUAAGCAUUUCAAUGCUAGCCGUGAUAGAGACUACAGAGCUGCUGAGGAGAGUAGGAUCAGGAGACGAAGUAGCAGCAGCAGUAGUAGAAUGCAAAGCAGUUUUUUUCCCCCACCAGGAAAUGCACAACAGAAGGAGGAUGACGAAUUGGAAGAGGAGGGUAGGACCAGUAGGCGCUACAGAAACGACUCGAAUUAUUACCACUCGGAGGAGAUGGAAAUCGAAUCGUCCAUUUCAAGCGAUCACAGCGUUGUCAUGGAUGUGUAUAAAAACGAAGUGAAGGAGGAGAACAUAAUAACUUCCAGUGGAAAUUUAUUUCCCAAAAAUCAAAUAGCCGAAUCGUUGAGGGUAUUAAAUACGUUGCAAGUGGACAUUGAAAGAGUCUGCUGUUAUAUAAAACAUUUUAUAGAUCCUCCGGAGCAGCUGUUCCAAGUGAUGACGGAUGUUUUCGUGGACAAAUCCGUUUUAGUAAACUCCAAAAUUGCCAUCUUCUAUGUGUAUAAUCAUUUAAUACAAGAAUUGAGAAACAAUUUAAAAAACGAUUUGAUGAAAUAUUAUUCCAUCGCGGAAAGAGGGUUACAAAUUUUUGUUGUCCCAGUACUGAGGUGUGUAUUACAUGAACAAGUCAACGUAGAAAUGAUUAACAAAUUUUAUCGCUGUAUAGCCAUUUGGAAUGAAAGAAAUGUCUACAGCAAAAUAGUAUGUGAACAGCUAAAACUGCUUCAGAAAAAUCCACAAAAAAAAAUUGAUUUUACUGUGAAGAAUGUAGCUAGCCAAGCUCAUAGUUUGCUGUCAAAUGAACUGUCGAAAUUUGUGCCCAUAAAUUUUAUUUUAAAAAUGCCCAGUGUGAAUAAUGAACAUAGGAAAGCUCUGGAAGAUAAAACUCUCAGUGCUCUUUUUCAGGAUAUAUCGAAGGAUACUCUGAAGGGGUACGAUGAGGCAGCUGUUGAGGAAGCUUCUAGGCUGUCGGACAAGGUGAUGCGCAUGUAUGGGCAGGAAUUAAUUUUAAUUAACUCUCAAAUUUUGGAGCUCUCCUCCUUGAUUUGCGAUAAUAAUGACCAUUUGGUGAAGCUGCAGAGUGCGCUGGAGAAGCUGCGGGAUUGA
Molecule: messenger RNA, 2820 nt
Organism: Plasmodium vivax (malaria parasite P. vivax)
Lineage: Eukaryota; Apicomplexa; Aconoidasida; Haemosporida; Plasmodiidae
Exons: 1
Coding region: 1-2820 (939 amino acids)
Source: RefSeq, a predicted model, not a curated record